UUGUAAGUGUUCCCGUGGUGUGUGUGGUGUUUGCAGGUUCGGUAAAGGAGAACACAGGAGCUUCGACGGGGACUGGAAGUCCUUUUCGAGUCGUCGCAGCGGUCCUUGCGAGUCCCUGGGGAUCCAGGUGACCUUAAGCGAGGCCACAGGACCUUCCAACUGUUUUGACAACGACAAACAAAACAAACAAAAACAAAAAAAAAAAAAAAAAACUCAGCGCAUUCGUUUCAUUCGAAGAUGAGUUCUGCAUCAACGGGGGGCACGGAGGGGUCCAGUCCAGCCUCCAGCCCUGCUUCAGCAACGAGUCUUGCAAUGGCAGCUCCUAAAUACGGUACUCUAGUGCCUAAUCGCAUCUUUGUUGGUGGAAUUUCAGCAAGUACAAGCGAAGCUGAACUUGCUCAAGUUUUUUCUGCCUAUGGCAAUGUUAAAGCAACAAAAAUAAUCUCUGAUCGUGCGGGCGUUUCAAAGGGAUAUGGAUUUGUCACAUUUGAAACUGAAGAAGAAGCUAAACGUCUUCAACAAGAGAUUUAUUUACAGUCUGAAUGCAUCAUUGUGAGGGAAAGAAAGCUAAACAUUGCUCCCGCCAUUAAAAAACAGCCUUUUAGUCGAUCCUUCGAUGGUGGAUCAGGUUCACCUCCUGCUGUGCCUACCAGUACUUAUUAUUAUACAAAUGGCAUGAGUCUCACUUAUCAAAAUGGUAUGACAUUUUAUAAUACAGCAACACCGGCACCUGGAACUGCAAUUGCACCGCCUCCAACUGAUCCUUCUGCAAUUUAUCAAGCAACUGGAGUAUUUGGGCCUCAAGCAACAGCAAGCCAUCAGACAUUUGCUCCAGUCAUGUAUCCAUGUCCAGCGCCAUCCAUAUACAUGCCGCAACAAUAUCAGUAUUCUCCAAUGCCGUAUGAGCCGUAUUAUACAGGGGCAUCUACUGCUGGAGCUCAGUACAUGUUCACAACUGGAAAUUCGCAAAAUACAACGAGCGGCAGUGGAAAUGGUUCAGGAACAAGCAACAAUGGUACAGGUGUAACGAGCCCAUCAACUGGACCACCGCAACAACUUCCAUCAUUACCACCGCCGCCUCCAACUCAUUUUUAUGCACCUGCCGCUGCCCAUCAUCAUCAUCAUCCACCACCAGUUAACGCUGGUCCACCAGCAUCUCAAAUGGAUCAUGUUUAUUAUUCAUUCGCCACUGGACCACCUCCUCCACCGCCUCAUGCACAGAUCGGUCUCGGUGAUCAGCAAUUGCUUCUUUACACCACUGAUCCCUCAUGUCAGCCGCAAUCUAUCGAAAAUCAGACCAAUCAACAGGAGGACUCUCGUUCAACAUCGAGCCACUCGGAGCAGCAACAAAGUGAAACGCAGGCUGCACAGCCUACGGGGUCAUCAACAUCAUUGGUACCCGUGAUGCCGAUCAAAGUUCCAAUAUCCGGUCGUUACACUAAUUAUCAUCCAUUAGCUGUUCAUUCGUCCAAUAUUCAUAAUUCACAAACAUGCAUAAACGAAACAGAUGACACUACUGGAAAUCAAAUGCAUUGCGGCGCAUUUGUUUAUCAUCCAACAGUUUACAUUCCUCACACAUCACCCUAUCAUUCAUCAAAUAAUACAAGUCUUCUUCCAACACCACCGCCACCACAAUUAUCAAAUCAACAGACAUACGAUUACAAUAAUCAAAAACAAAAUUAUCGUGAUUAUCCAAAAAAUAUUGUCAAUCCACAAAAUAAUUAUGUAACACAAAAUUCCAAUUUUCUAAUUCAUCAAAAUAAUUUUUCCAAAUCACAUAAUCCCGGUAAUCCUCAAUUAUACAAUAAGUAUAAUACUGAUUUGCACAAAUACCAGUCACUCGGAAUUCCCUCCUCUCGUAUUUCCGGACAUUAUAAACGUUAUGGUUCGAAUGCGGGCUCGUCAUCCUGUUUUUUGUCUCAAAAACCAGCUGGUUCUUCAUAUUCAAAUCAAAGAACAACGGGAUUGACAAAAUCAAAUUUUGACUAUAGCAAUAAUCGUCGCAAUUAUGAUUACAAUCAGGAUAAUAAAUAUCAAAUUCGUAAAAAUACAACAUCAACGCGUCCUGAAAAAAUUAAUAUUGAAACUGAGAAAAAUCAAAACGAUUUAAAUCGUGCAUUAAAUACAACAAAAGAGACAGGAAAUAUGGAAAAAUCAACGAGCCCGCCUCCGGCACCAUAUUCACCAAUGACUCGUCCUCUUCCCACACUUUCACCACCUACAUCACAGGUCCAGUUUUACAAUCCGGCUCAAAAUCGUUUUCAAACGCCAAUCCAACAACAACAACAACAACAACAACGUCGAUACGCCCCGGGACAAGCACGACGAACAUCUGAUAAAUAUAAUUCAAAUAAUCAGAAUUCAUCAUCAAUUCUCCGUCAAUCAAAAUAUAAGAUGAAUGGAAUUGUUACAAGUAACAAUAAAAUAACUGACGACAGUAUCGGCGGUGCUGGCGAUGCACCAUCAAGAAUGCCAAUCACACCACCAGCAACACCUCGUAAUUCAUCAUCAGGCGAACAAAAUCAACUGAACGACUCGUGCCAUCAAAUGGCGGCUCUUACUCUUUAAAAAAUAUAUAUAUAUAUUUUCUUUUCUUUAUCGCGCUAUUAUUGCUUGCGGGACAAUUUCGUACUCUUAUUGUGAUCUCAAGUCCUGCAGUCGAGACUCGAAAAAAAAAAAAAAAAAAAAUGUUGUUACACUGAUCUUCCCGAAAAAAAAGAGUCACACUGAAUUGUUGAAUAUUUAUAGAAUAAAUACGAAACGAGAUAUCAGUAUAAGGCGAGAUAUAUAUCGACAUUUACAGAUAUUAUAAGAUAUUGCUAGGUACGAGGCACGAUAAUUAAUAAUAUUUAAAAAAAAAGUAUACAUAUAUAUAUUACGAAUAUAUAUAUAUAUAUAUAAAUAUUGCAUAUAUCUAAUUAUACAUUUCAGAAUCAGCUAAAAUUCAAUUUAAGAAAAGUCAGAUUUAUAGUACAUUCUAGGAAACUCUAAUUGAAACCUCGUUUAACUUCACUCGAAGAUUACACAUUUUUUACUCAACAAAUUUUUUUUAUUUACUUUUUUUUUUUAGAGAGACUGAAAAUAUUUUCUGAAAGUAAUAAAAAAAAAAGUUUAUAAAAAAUAUUUCGUUUCGUGCUUUUUUUUCAAUACAAAAAUUUUAUUUAUUCGGAGAUUUUUCAGUCUUUCGGGAAAAAAAAAAUUAAUUAUAAUUCUUCAACUUUUUGCCUGGCUUUAUUUAAAAUGUUGAUGUAUUCGAAAGGGAAAUGAACGGUUGAAGGGCCUUUAAAAAAAAAAUUGGUGAUGAUAGCUAUAUUUCCAGCUAACGUAACACUGCGAAUUCACGCCAAGUGCCACUUGAUUUUUAAAGUCAAAAAAAAAACGAAUUAAAAUCAAAUCGGGCAUUAUUAUUCUCAAAAAAAGUUCCACUAAAAAAUUGGCCUAUAAAAAAAGAGAAUCGAGUCAUUUCCACUAUUUAGUGUGUCUUGAAAUGAAAAAAAUAUAUAAUAUAUUUGAAUAUAAAGUAUAUAUAAAAAAAAGAAAUGUCUACAAAAAGUAAAAGAAAAUAUCAAAUUACGUAGUUUAAAGAAAAGUAGACAUUUUAAAGUAUAUAAAAAAAAGUAUAACUUUUGUGUUACUUUGUCAUGUCAUAUACUCUAUGUUUAUUUAAUAUAUAAUCAAUAUAUGUUAAAUUAAAAAAAAAUCUCUUGCAUUUAAAAAAAAAAAACUAUUAUAACUAUAACUAUUAUCUAUAACUAAAACUAAUUAUACUAAAAAUCCAAAAAAAAAAGAUAAAAAAAUUUUUUCUCUUUUUUUCUACGUACAUGAAGUUUUAUUUUCUUUUGAUUGAAAGUACCAAAAGCAUUUUUUGUUUCCUUUCUUUUUUUUUUGGAGAGGAAAUAUAAAAUUUUCUUUAUAAGAGAUCUUUAUCUUUUUUUUUCAAAAAAUUGCAAUUUUUUCAAAAAUUGAGGUUUUUUUUUUGUAUUUGUUAAAAAAUUCAUAUUUUGUGUCGUAUUUAUUUAAAAAAAAAAAUUCGACCCAUCUCGGAUUUGAUGAAGAAAUUUCCUAUUUUUUGGAUUUGUAAUUUGCAUCUGUCGAUUUUUUUGCGAAUUUGUUAAAAAUUCACUUUGAUUAAAAAAGAAUCUUAUUUGACUUAAUCAAAAAAAAAAAAAUUAGAUUUACAAGAAAAUGUGUGUCCAUCAAGAAUUUUGUCAAAAAUUUAUAUAUUUUUCUGAUUAGAGAAUUAUUUAGAAUUCUCCUUUUUUUGGGGGAGAGAUUUAAUUGUCUUUCAAUUAAGUUGCUUUUUUUUAAAAAAAAAAAUUACCCUUUUUUCGAAUUUGUUAAAAAUAAAAUCGUAACGUUUAUGCUUUUCUUGAUAUUUAUCAAGAAAUUAAUUCUUUUUUCUUUUUCAAGAAUUUGUGUAAAAAAAAAAUUCAUUUUUCGAAUUAAAAUUAAUAAAAUAAAAUUUAAAUAUAAAAAAAUAAAUAAUAAUAAUGGCUCUUUAAAUAAUUAAAAUAAUAACUAAAGAAAAAUCCAUGACUUGAAAAUUCUCUUCACAUAAUAUUUGUCGAAAAAAAAAAACAAAACAAAUUAACGUAAUCUUCGAAUGAUUGAGCGAGUUUUCUUCCGAGUUCGAGUGAUGUAGCUAUUUAAAAAUUAAAAUUAAAAAAAAAAAUACGUCAAUAUAACGGCGAUAUUUGACAUUAUAUGCGUGAUAGGCUCGACAAAAUAUGAAUCUCGCGAGCAAGGCUAGAGUAGUUAGUCGGAUCCAUUUUAUGGUAGGCAGAAACAAAUAACGUUGUUAUUAUCGUACAAAUAUAUAUUAUAUAUAUUAAAAUAAAAUAAAUAUGAGCGAUCUGUCAUGUGUUCAAAAAAAAAAUAAAAAAAAAAAAAAAAAAAUGAAAAAAAAAGAAUGAAAUUAGAGGGUAAAAAGGGAGACAGCAUUAGAAGAUGGUUUCGAAACAGUUGCUCAAGGCACUGCCAAAAAAAAAAAACUCCCAUUUUUUCAAUUCCCCAAGUGUAUUUUUUUUUCCUUCGAGUACUUAUCGCUCACUUAAUCGUUUUUUGCGCCUUUUUUUUUUGCUCAAUUAAAAAUUUUUUUUUUUUUUUUUUUUUUUCUUAAUGAGCAAGAAAUUUCAACGUUCUGAUAGUUUUGAUUAGACGACUAUUGCUUAUUUUUUUUCACGAAUAUGAAUUGUUUGAAAAAAUCUCGAUCACAAGAAAGUGAGAGAGAGAAAAAAAAACAGGGAGAAGAAAGAAAAGUAAAGAGAGAAAAAUAAAACAUUUGAGAAAAAAAAAAGUAAGGGAAAGCCUUGUACCCAAAAAACGAAGAAAAUAUUAGAAAAAAAAAACAUGAUAAUGAAUUAAAAAAUGUGUCGGCUGUGAGCUUCCAAGCAAAUAACAAUAAUUAAAUUAUUAUAAUAUUAAAAGGUUUAACUGAUAAUCUACCUAAUUGUUAUGAACGUGAAUUUCUUUUACCUAUAUUAAAAAAAAAAAAAAAUAAAACAUACAUGAAAAAAAAGGACAUUUGUUAUCUCAUAUCUCGUAUAUUGUAGCUUAUAUUAUAUAUUAUAAUUAUAAUUAUAAUAAUAUUAAUAUUAAUAAUAAUAAUAAUAUCUAUUUAAAAAAAGAACAAAGAGUCGAGAAAAAAGGACAUUUACGAAUAAUACGGUGUACGAAUAUAUAAAGACCGUAAAAGAAAAAUGAAACCGAAAGACAUGAGACUUUGUCCGAUAGUCUAAAUCGUAGUAGGAAAGGUAGAUUUUUGAGUGACAUGUCAAAAAAAAGGCCUAGAAUGAGUAUUAUAUUUGUGCGUUGUUACAAAUAAAAAAAAGCAAAAAAAAAAAAAGUAAUAAUAAUUUAUUAAAAACGAAAGCGAGAACGAACGAUCGUGAUUGUGCGAAAGAGAGAGAGUGCCUUCUAUUUUUUGUUUUCAAAUUAUUGUAUCGUUGAAUAUUUGUUGAAUUACGUUCAAAGAGCCUCUAAUAUUGUUACGACGAAACGUUUUUUGAUGAAAAUUGUUAUUCUAAUAUUUAUUUAUUGAUUUAUAAAUAUAUGAGCCUUUAUAAUGGCCGUGCGAAACUCAAAAUGAGUUUAAAAUGUAGAAAAAAAAAAAUAAAUGUGGCACAUAAGUUGGUAUCGAUAAAAAAAAAUGGCUAUUAAGAGGCUAGAGAUUUCUAUACGGAUUAAAGAAAUUUCUACAGCUUAAAUAAAAUUGAUAUUAAUAAAAAAAAAAAAAUAAUGUUGAGAUUUGGAAAAAAAAAUACGAUUUAAAAAAAGUCAAUGCCAUUUGGAAUAUGGACAAACGACUCAUUUUUCGGCACCUAUUUCUAUGUACGAUACACGUCAUUAAUCCGAGCAAUAUUUAAUUGUUAUAUUAAUAUUUAAAAAAAAUCGUAUUGGCGGUUAUAGAAAAAUAAAAUAAAGAGUGUCCGUGUGUGCGAACGCUAUAAAAAAAAAUGAGAAAAAAAAUGGAUUGGUGGCUGUGACUAUUGUGUGCAUGUAUAAAAGUUUUGUUGAAAAACAUUAACAAUUACAUCUACGAAAAUGAUCACUCUUUAAAAAAAAGGAAAUUCACAACACAUUUAGUUUUCUUUCAUCGACAAUUAUACAACGAAAUGUUUAAUAAUUAAUUUGAUUUUUUCUUUCUAGAAUUUAUUUUCUAUUUUUUCGACGAAUAAAUAAACUUGAAAUAUUAUCAAAUUGAAUAUAAAUUAAAUAUUAUAGUAGAAAAAAAACAUAUGUAUUAAAAUUAAUCAAAAAAAAAGAGAAACUACAUUUUUUCUAAUUUAAAAAAAUUAAUUAAACAAAAACAUUUUUAUCAAUUUAAUUACAUUUAAAAAAAAAUUAAUUAUUAAUCAAUUAAUGAAGUAGAGGUAAUAAAAAAAAAAACGAAAAUGAGAAAAGAAUUUUUCUCAAAAUAAUAUGCUUUAGAGAGUGAUCAUAAAACAUGUAUAAUUUUACACAUGAUGUGUGUAUGUGGAUUCGCGAGAUAUUAACGUGUAAAAAUGCAAAAAAAAAAAAAAAUUCUACGUUGAAUUCGGUGGUCCUUUGUUUUUUUUUAUUAUUAUUAUUAUUAUUUUGUUUAAUUCGAAAUUAUGAAAAGAAAACUUUAUCUAUUGUUGUAAAAAAAAAGUUGUACGCACCGAUUUUAACGUAGAACGGUACUGAUAAAAAAAAAGAUAAUAUAUUCAUCGUAUAUUAGAGAAAAAAAAAAAAAAAAAAAAUCUAAGCUAGAAGCUAGAAAAAAAAACGUAGAUAGCAAGACAUCGAUAGGAUGAUAAAUGUGUUAUACGCGUAUUAAAAAAAAAAAAUAAAAUAAAAUAAAAAGCAAACGACGCGUUUAAGUUUGUGGAGUGUCAAGUACUUGCUUUCAAAAAAAGUCAAAGUAUAAAUGACAAAAAACUUCGAGCGAUUUUUUUUUCAUUUUUCGCUUUCCAAAAUUCAUAAAAUUUGUUUAGUUUAAAAAAAAAAACGAGACUGAAAAAGUAGACAAAGAAUCAUUCGAUGCUUUUUUUUCGUAGUCACUAAAAAAAAAAAAAGCCUAAGAUUUUUUUUUCUUGUAGGAUGAACAAAUUUUUUUUUAAUUUAAAAAUAACUUUUUUUUUUUUUUUAUUUUAAUAAAACGUCAACUGUGUGAUGACUUUGUGCAUGCGAGAGAUAUUAUUUUCUUCAGUUGACGUUUAUGACAUCCUGAAAGUAUAAAUUUUUCUUUUGUGAUUAUGAAAUAAAAGUUUAAGUAGCGUACCUGACAAUUGAAUUGCUUUUUUCAUUAUUAUUAUUAUUAUUUUUUUUAAUUAGUUGUUAGAACUCGAUGAUUCUUCCUUUUUUUUUAUAAUAUGUAUAUACUGCUCCGCUAUUGAAGUAGAAUAAGUUUAAUAGGACGAAAUUAAAAAAAAAAUGAAAA
Molecule: messenger RNA, 7903 nt
Organism: Leptopilina boulardi
Lineage: Eukaryota; Metazoa; Arthropoda; Insecta; Hymenoptera; Figitidae
Product: deleted in azoospermia protein 1-like
Exons: 7
Coding region: 238-2568 (776 amino acids)
Molecular function (GO): RNA binding
Source: RefSeq, a predicted model, not a curated record